Monodelphis domestica (gray short-tailed opossum) is the source of this 1196-nucleotide messenger RNA. RefSeq names its product olfactory receptor 2AG1-like. Gene Ontology annotation, molecular function: G protein-coupled receptor activity; olfactory receptor activity. Gene Ontology annotation, cellular component: membrane. Gene Ontology annotation, biological process: G protein-coupled receptor signaling pathway. The record is from RefSeq and is a predicted model, not a curated record. Lineage: Eukaryota; Metazoa; Chordata; Mammalia; Didelphimorphia; Didelphidae.
AUGGAACUCUGGAAUACCACCUUAGUAAAUAGUUUUUUCCUCAUUGGAAUUCUACAGGACAGCAGGUCUCCUGAGGUUGUCUGUGCAGUAAUUACACUCCUCUACCUGGUUGCCAUGGCUAGUAAUGGCCUCCUGCUCCUCUUGAUCACUUUGGACAAUCGGCUCCAUAUGCCCAUGUACUUCUUACUCAGCCAGCUCUCACUUAUGGAUCUGCUCUUAACAUCUGUUGUUGCCCCAAAGACACUGGCUGAUUACCUGUGUGGACAAAACACUAUUUCUUUUAUAGGUUGUGGGCUUCAGAUGUUUUCAGAACUGACACUUGGGGGUGCUGAAGAUAUAUUGUUGGCUUUCAUGGCAUAUGACCGCUACGUGGCUAUUCGUUACCCUCUGAAUUAUAUGGUAUUAAUGAGACCAGCUGUUUGCUGGUCUAUGGUAGCUAUAUCCUGGCUCUUGGCAUCUCUAAGUGCCCUUGUGUAUACCAUUUAUACAAUGCACUUCCCUUUCUGUAAGACCCAAGAGAUCUACCACCUGUUUUGUGAAAUCCUUCCAUUACUAAAGCUGGCAUGUGCUGACACAUCUCAGUAUGAGCUAAUGGUAUACACAAUGGGUGUGACCUUCCUCCUGAUCCCCCUCUCUGCUAUUGUUGCAUCAUAUACUUUAGUCUUAUCUGCUGUGUUCCACAUGCCCUCAGCACAGGGGAGACAGAAAGCUCUCCUUACCUGUUCAUCCCACUUGACAGUGGUUGGGCUAUACUAUGGACCUGCCACAUUCAUGUAUGUCCUGCCCAGUGCCUACCACAGCCCUAGGCAGGACAAUAUCUUGUCUGUGUUCUACACCAUUGUCACUCCUGCCCUAAAUCCUCUUAUCUACAGCCUGAGGAACAAGGAUGUGGUGGGGGCCCUGAAGAAGGUACUAGGGAAAAAUUCCUCAGAGCAGAGAUGGUAGCAUCUGGAUGAGUCAAGAAUAUUGCUUCUUAGAGAUGAGACCUAUCAUUCUCUGCUGGUACUUACAUUCUCCUUCCUGUUUCUAUCCUUCUGAGAAAUUGCCUUGGAAGCUUUUUAAAGCCACAAUUUGAGUUUGUUCUUUUAUCUUCUACCACUCUAAAUUUGGUCCCUACAGGGUGCAUGGACUUAGUUCUUAUACAUUCAUUUAUGUGACCUUAUUAAAUUUCUCUUUUGGGUCUCAUCUUAUUAGUA